AUGAAGAAUAGAGCAUUUCACAGUGGUAUAAAAAGGUCGCCAUAUCAAGCGAUGUUUGGUAGUGAUAUCAAAAUUGGAUUAUCGACGUCUAUUCUUCCACCAGAAACUAUUAACAAUAUAUCUUCAGAAGAAGAUUUAGAAAAUGUAUUGCAGAAUAUUGGAGGAAAAAGUGAAGAAAGCAAUUCUGCAGAUGCUAAUCAGGACGAAGAAAUACAUAAAAUAUGCGAGUCUUGUGGGAAUAAUAUUCAAGCAAUAUUAAACGAAGAUGACAAUCAACGGCGUAUUUGUAAUUUGUGUGCAAAAGAGGUAAUUUAUUUUCAAAAUUAA
Messenger RNA from Macrosiphum euphorbiae (potato aphid), 327 nucleotides. NCBI's taxonomy places the organism in Eukaryota, Metazoa, Arthropoda, Insecta, Hemiptera, Aphididae. The record is from the annotation of a GenBank genome assembly.